AUGGAGGGUGCUAUCCUUAGCACCCAGAGUAAUAACAGAUUUCGUGCACACCUGAAGAAUGCUGCGACAGCUUUGUGCGCUCGUACGCUGCCAAAAUCGAGGAGUAAUGAUACAGCGUCAAGUAGCGUGAAGCAUCACACUUACCCAAGAGCCACUCCGCCGAAGCGGGCACCCAUUUUAUGUCGGAUGGAGCCGCUUAUAUGCGAUUUGCCAGCUCCGUUGAAAUCGAAUGACAUUAAAAGUGAUGUCAAUCACACGCCUAAAUCGAAUGGUGUUGUAAAGUUGCCGGGAACUUUGGCUAGGGAGGUGGCGAACGCCUGGGAGUGCCGCGUGGGACCGCCCGCCCAACCCGCGCCCGCCUACAUCGUGCAGAGCCUCUUCAACGACUUAGAACUAUAUCCUACUAAGACUCAGGUUUUUGAGAUGCUGGUAUGUGCGCGCCAGUGUGCUCGACGGAAAUCCCUGAUCCUCACUUUUGGGGAGUUUUGUGUCUUCGCUGCUGAGUUGCGACGGUGCUCCAGGCAGACCAGAUCGACGUCAAAUAAACCUGAGUCGCCCGUAUGGAGUGUCGACAAAGAGCUAAGAGAGAAGGAUAUCUGUAAACAUGUUAAUGGUAAGUGA
Messenger RNA from Pieris macdunnoughi, 621 nucleotides. The record is from the annotation of a GenBank genome assembly. Lineage: Eukaryota; Metazoa; Arthropoda; Insecta; Lepidoptera; Pieridae.